Molecule: messenger RNA, 5448 nt
Organism: Columba livia (rock pigeon)
Lineage: Eukaryota; Metazoa; Chordata; Aves; Columbiformes; Columbidae
Gene: SLC36A4
Product: solute carrier family 36 member 4
Exons: 11
Coding region: 22-1593 (523 amino acids)
Biological process (GO): amino acid transmembrane transport; L-alanine transport
Molecular function (GO): L-proline transmembrane transporter activity; L-alanine transmembrane transporter activity
Source: RefSeq, a predicted model, not a curated record
UUGUCUUUCCGCCUGCUAUCUAUGGUUCGCUCCCGCGGGGCGCAUGCGCAGCUCCUUGCCGCGCCGGCCGGCUCCACAUCGGCGGAAGGGCGAGCGGAGAGCCAGAGAGAGAUGGACGGCGCCGGUAGGGAUGAGCUCGACAUGGAAGUAAUGAAGCCUUUAAUUGAUGAACAAAAUUCAGAUGGCGUUUCAGAUGAAGAGCAUGAUACUAUCCUGCCAGUUGAGAAGCAUUACCAGCUUGAGAAUGAAGAAGGCAUUACGUUUAUACAAACUCUUAUGCACCUCCUCAAGGGGAACAUCGGGACUGGGCUUCUUGGUCUUCCACUUGCAAUAAAAAACGCUGGCGUUGUGAUUGGACCAAUCAGCCUUGUGUUCAUAGGAGUGAUAUCUGUUCAUUGUAUGCACAUCUUGGUACGUUGCAGCCACUGUCUAUGUCAGAGGAUGAAAAAAUCCACACUGGGGUACAGCGAUACAGUUAGUUACGCCAUGGAAGUGGGACCCCUGACUGCUCUUCAGAAACGAGCUUCUUGGGGGCGGUAUGUUGUUGACUUCUUCCUAGUGAUAACACAACUGGGAUUUUGUAGUGUUUAUGUUGUAUUCUUGGCAGAAAAUGUGAAACAGGUCCAUGAAGGAUUAUUGGAAGACAAGACUGCUCCCAUAAAUGUCAGUACCACCAGCAGUUCUUCUGAGAAAAGGAGUACUGAUUUACGAAUAUACAUGCUGUGUUUCCUGCCAUUCAUGAUCCUCCUGGUCUUUAUUCGUGACCUGAAGAGCCUGUCCUUCCUUUCAUUGCUUGCCAAUCUCUCCAUGGCUGUCAGCCUGGUGAUCAUUUACCAGUAUAUUGUUAGAGAUAUAGUAGAUCCUCGGAAACUGCCUCCUGUGGUUGGCUGGAAGAAAUACCCACUGUUUUUUGGGACUGCAGUAUUUGCUUUUGAAGGAAUUGGUGUGGUACUCCCAUUGGAAAACAGAAUGAAGGACACCGCACGUUUCCCACAGGCGCUGAACAUUGGCAUGGGAAUAGUCAUGACCUUGUAUAUCUCCCUGGCCACUCUGGGCUAUCUGCGCUUCGGGGAUGAAAUCAAAGGCAGCAUUACUUUAAACCUGCCACAAGAUAUAUGGUUAUAUCAGUCUGUAAAAAUUCUCUACUCCUUUGGGAUUUUUGUGACCUAUUCGAUUCAGUACUAUGUGCCUGCAGAGAUUCUCAUUCCAUCUGUCACCUCCAAAGUGGAACAGAAGUGGAAGUUACUCAGUGAGCUUGUGGUGAGAGCACUUUUAGUCUGCUCAACUUGUGCUGUAGCGGUUUUGAUCCCUCGUCUGGACCUGGUGAUUUCUUUCGUGGGAGCUGUCAGCAGCAGCACUCUGGCACUGAUUCUGCCGCCUCUGGUCGAAAUUCUCACUUUCUACAAGGAAAACUUAAGUUUAUGGACGAUAGUUAAAGAUGUUUUUAUAGCAGUCGUUGGAGUUGUUGGAUUUUUAACAGGGACAUAUGUGACAGUUGAAGAAAUCAUUUAUCCUGCAUCUACAGUGGUAGCUAACGCGACAGAGAGCAUCUCUGCGGGUUUAAAUGUUACAAACCGGAUGGCUGGUUUAUAGUAAUAACCAGGCACUGUGAACUAUUUUGUUCCUUAACAAGGAACCCCAGAUGGAUGGCAAACCUACAUAUGGGACAAAUUCAGAUGGAAUAUGUAUAUAUUUUUGAAAAAUAGCAUACAGCCCCUUCUCACUCUGUUGUUUGUUCUUUCCUUUGUUCUUUCCCAUCUGCUACCUGAAUUAACCCCUUUGCUCUCAACCUCUGUUCAUCUAGUGGAAAACUGAAUUGAUGUCAGGAUUUAAAAUGUAGCCAUGAAAAUAGAAGGCUAAUACCAUGAUAGGUUAUUUGCAAGAAAAAAAUAAUUUUUAUAAGGAAGUCAAGAUGCUUUUCUCCUCACAAAAGCUGAAAGUCAGUCCAUCCAUCAUAUCUAGGCCCCAAGUCCAGGCACUGCUGUUCUCACGCCAGCUCUGUUGUAAGGGUUCAAGUGGGAGCUCAGUGAUGACCGUCUCUUGGUGAAUUGCACCCCGGUGAACCAGAGACGCUCUAGUCUUAGAAAAGAGCAGCCCUGUUUUUCAUUUCCAUUUCAUUUCCAUUCUGGGGACUUGAAUGUUUGCUGUCGAAAAACUUUUGGGCGGUUGCAGUUGCCUGGCUCGGGUUCCUGGGAGCUGGUAUGACUGGAAUCAGAGGGCUCUGUGCAGAAUGACCAUUACUCCUGUUCAGUCUUUUCCCAUUGACUCUGAAGGAGUUUUUCAAGCAACUGGAACGACCAAACCCUUCCUGGUCAGCAUCACAGACCACUGCUGCUGGUGGGUUACACGACAGUAAGCAUAAAGGCUUUUUUUUAUGCCAAACAUUUUAAGUUGAAAAAUAGACAAUCCUGUAAAGUAAGGUUUAGACAAAAAGGUUGGGUCUUUUAUUAGACCAAAAGGUAGCUAGUUAGGAGUGUUCUUGCCAUCUUGCAUGAUCUGUUCCUAUAUGUUCCUGUACCAUGAGCUGUUCAGCAUGGCCAGAGCUCCGCUCCAAGGAGAUGGCGACGGAUACUCCGUAGAGCCAUGAAGCUCUGACUGCCCAGAGCAGAUUAAAGAUUCAAGGCAUUAAUUUCUGUAUGAGAAAGGAAAGAAUGAGACACUAUUUUCUGCAAUGGAGCUUCUGCUGUACUGUCACAUGUAUAAGCUGUGGGUUAUUUGUGAGAGAACUUGUGAUUCCCCAGGGCUGUGAGCAGCAGGGGUGUCUGCUUGGAAGCCCUUUCUCCUGCCCGCACCACCUGCCACAGGUUGUCUGAAGAAGUGGGUUAUCUCCGGACUUGCUUUCAACUACUGGGACUUUGUAGAGAGGUGUGGUUUAUAUGAGAUGGAGAGUAUACAUGUGGAAAUAUGAUAUUUUUUUAGGAAGUAAUAAUAUAUAUCCCCUUUGGAUUUUGAAUCAAAAGUUACAGGAUGUAUUUUAGCAGAGCAAUAUUACUUUCUUUAGCGAUGCAAAAACAUUCAACACCACAAAUGAAAAGUCAUUUAUUUUUGAACAUUUUGGUAACUGCUGACCCAUUUUUUACACCAUUUCUUUAACCUUAAUUUCAACUAUACAAACAUAUGAAAUACUGUAUUUUUUUUACCUGUUGCUAGAAGUCUGUAGACUCCUAAUGUAUAUUUUUACUGGAACAUAUAAUAAUUAUUUUUGCAUUCUUAUCUUCUGUCUUAAAUAGGUUCUAACAUGCCCUUUACUGAUUUUUGCUGCUUCUGUCCAUUUUGGAAGAAAAAAAGGACGAGUUGAUAAGUUGGUAAUUGGGUAGAAAUUAGUAUUGUUCAGGAGGGCUGCAUGCUGAGUCCCCAGCUGGAACCCUGGUUUUCAGGGUUCAUAUUUGACUUUCUCACUCAUGCCUCAUAAAUGACUUUCACUCUAAAUACUAAAGCUAUAGUUUUGGUCUUGUUUUCUAAAAACACUCUAUAUUUUGUACAGUAAUAGAACUGUAUUUAUCAUACUCAUUUCUGUUACAAAGAAACUCCUUUUUGUAAGGAAUAUAUUUAAUUAUAACAUUCACUCAAGAAAUAUUGUAUGCCAAAACCUCUCUACUGUAUUCAUACAAACUGAGAUAGAAACAUAUGUAAUAUUUUACUUGCCUUCAGCAUAUUCCUCAGAAAUCUACCAUUUGGUAAUCAACCAUUUGGCGCUACAAUGCUAGAAUAAUAUACUGCUAGAAAUAUCUGUAUUUUCUCUUGAGAGUAUUUCUCUAAUCGUCUACCAUGUGGUGACUGCAUUUGAGCACUUUCACCUCUGUGUGAAUAAGGGCAUUUCUGAUAGGGAUUGGUUACUGCAUAUAGUUCAAACCGAAUGUAUUUGUUCAAGCAAUAGUCCUGAGCAAUUCUCUUUUUUUCAUUUUAGCGUGAACAAAGUUAAAUACUUGGCAGGCACUUCAAAGUAUAGAAUUAACCUUUCAUGUGAAAGUGCCACAGAGGAGCAGACACAGGUAGUUAGCAGAGAGGCAAAAGGUACCUUCAGCUUUUAGUCUUACAGCUUUUCUAGUCUUUAAGCUGUUUAAAAAAACAUUGAAUCUUAAGUUUUUCCAUCUGUUUCAAAAUGAAUCUGUUGCUUACCUAAACCACAUGCUGGUAGAAUAUAUUUCUAUGCAGCAUAUUUUACUUGACAUUAAAUACUUCUACAUGGAACAUUUUUAGUAGGACUGAUAGGAUUCAAAUGAGAGACGUUUUUCCUGUUAGUUUUGCAUCUUACUACCAUAUGUGUUUGGAGAAUAAAGGACUGUCAAGUCCACUCAUAUCAUCGGUUCUGCAUCGACUGUGCCCUAGCGAGCAGCUCUGAGAAGGUGCCUCUGCCAGGGUGCAGGAGGACUUGACCAGUUCAGAGUUUAGUGGUGAUUUUUGACUGGUGCAAGUGAAUAUUGGCAUGGUUCCAUCAAUGAAGAUUUGCUGAGCUGGGAACUAGAGCAUAAAUGGGUGGCCUUGGUGCCCAGGAGAACACAACAUAUCUUCUUGAAAGUCAGGCGACUUGUUUAAAAGGUUGGUACGUUUGAACAACCUCAUCUUAGCCAUCAAAGUUUGGAUAACCUGGCCCAAACCUGGCCCAAAUACAAACGCUGACACAUCUUAUGCCAUGUCUGACUAUGGACCAGCCUGUCAAGGAGCAGAUUCUCAGACACAUGUUGCCACUGGCCGACCAGCUAUGAAGUAGCACAUUUGUGCAGUGGGCCAGUGUUACCGUGUCUGACGAUGUUGUAUCUUUUGAAUCUUUAAAAUGCUUAUUAAUAUGCUUUGCACAAUGUCGAUUUUCUCCUACAGUGUAGGAUUUUCGUUAUUUCAACACUCACAUAGUGCAUUCAUGUGGCAAACUCUUUCAAAUGGAAAGAGUCAGGAAACAGAGUAUCUUGCUUUGGAUAAGACUAAAAUGUCAUGUAGUGAAAAACUACUAAGUGUGAAUAAUAAGAGUGUUCCUGUGAAACAUUGCCAAAGAUUUAAGAGACAGGAAAUUCUGACAGAAACCUCUUCUGAAUAAUAAGAGUGUUCCUUCCACUUUUAAAGUACUGUAGUAUAAAUUGCAAGUUAAGAUGCAGGGAGUGAAACUGAGAGAUUUAUUAGGUGUGGUUUACAUUAGUACAUAUUUAAGAUGGAAAUCUACUUUAGCAUAAGCUAAAUUAAACUGAAAAAUGUAUGUGAUUGGAUUAUGUUCCUGACAAGGAACUGAAAGCUAUUGUAUUUAUAUACUGUACGUGCACUUAUAUUUUACAGUAUAAUAUUGUUAAGAGUUUUUGUGUAAAUUAAUCAUUAACUGCACUAUAAGUAACUGGAUUGUUUUCUUGUCUGUAACGGUUCAUCCUCAAAUAUUGGGGAAGUAAGAGGGUGGGUUUGCCUAAUGUUCUGUAACUUAAAUCUUCUGUAUUAAUAAAGAUUACUGUAAUAUUAUCCUGCUAA